AUGCGACAACCAGCUAUGCCGAUCCGCUCGCCGUUCGAGUCGUCGAUCGCGAAGCCCGGUCAAGGCAACGUGGUGCUCUCUCUUCUUCCUCCGAACAACCCCACUCUCACAACUCUCACAUACAAAUACCCAUUAAAGUUGGUCCCAAGGGCGUCCAGCUUCGUGCCCGGCUCGGAGGACCUCGACGCGUCAGAGACAUCUUCCUCCAGACCAGUGCAUCUCUAUCUCCUGACAUACGGCGGUGGUCUACUGCCUGGGGAUCACAUCGAGGUGUCCAUGCAAUUGGAGCCCAGGACACGCAUGGUAGUCACCACCCCUCAAGGAAGUACCAAGAUUUUCAAGACCGAACCCAAUAAUGCCAACGGCAUCAAGUUAAUCAAGGGUCAUCGGGAACAAAUGCCAUCAAAUCAACAUCUCGCCGAUAUGAGUAAGCAAUCCCUUGAUGUCCGCAUUGGGCGGCAAGCGGCGCUGUGCUACUUGCCAGACCCGUCGGUGCCCUUCAAAAAUAGUCGCUAUGCGCAAGUGCAAACUUUCACCGUGGACGCCUCUGCCAGGGGCGGCGAGCGCAGCAGUCUGUGUGUGUUGGACUGGGUCACACAGGGUCGGACGUCCCGAGGCGAGAAUUGGGACUUUCGCUUCUGGCGCGGACGAAACGAAGUUUGGGCCUGCGACAAAAAGACGGGUCGCAAGCGACUACUGCUGCGAGACUCGGUUAUCCUGGACGACGAGACCGAUAAUGACGCAACGUCAGAGGAAAGCCUCACGGUAGAACAUGGCAGUACUGGACUGGACAGCCACUCUGCUCCUCCAGUGGGAAUUCAGCCACCACCGGCUGAGCACACAUCCUUGAAUGUGAUCAAGGAGCGCACGCGCCCACACGGAGUGGUUGGCACUUUGAUCAUGGCGGGCCCGGUGUUCGAUAGUUUGGGCUCGUUCUUGAUGCAUCAAUUCAAUUCACAGCCUCGGAUCGGAGGUCAAAAUUGGUCCUCGACCGCACAAUCGUCAGAACCCGACCCAUCGCUCAGUUCCAAGGGUGAAGUGACAUGGACGGCUGCUCGCGUGCGCGCGGGAUUUGUCCUUGUGAAAUUUGGAGCCAAGGACUUUGAAACAGCCAAGGACUGGCUUGGAGGUUUGCUCCGCAAGGAAGGCAGCAUUGUACGAGAAUUUGGCGAGGAGGCACUCUUCUGCCUUUGA
This is a messenger RNA of Penicillium diatomitis, 1194 nucleotides long. RefSeq names its product urease accessory protein UreD. Gene Ontology annotation, molecular function: nickel cation binding. The transcript has a single exon. The record is from RefSeq and is a predicted model, not a curated record. Bases 1 to 1194 code for a protein of 397 amino acids. NCBI's taxonomy places the organism in Eukaryota, Fungi, Ascomycota, Eurotiomycetes, Eurotiales, Aspergillaceae.